AUGGCGCCUAAAAAAGAUUAUAAGCCUGAACAAAUGGCUCACGCCAUUGAGGCAGUGCGAAAGGAAGGACAAUCAGUAUCUGCAGCAGCUAAGCGAUUUGGAGUGCCGAGAAUUACUCUCCACAAUAAAAUCUCCGGUAAGAGCCCCAUGGUAUGCACUAUGGGGCCUAGUACAGUCUUGACAACAGUAGAAGAAGAUUUGCUUGUGAAAUGGGCAAUAGCAAGUGCCGAAAGACGAUUUCCUAUCACUAGAGAACAACUUUUAGAUAGCGUCCAGCGAAUAGUUACGGUGCAACGUAAAUCUACUCCUUUUACAGCAAACAGGCCAGGGAAGAAAUGGUUUUCUUCUUUUAUUAAAAGACAUCCGAUAUUAGCAGAAAGAACGGCCGAAAACCUCAGUGCAGCACGCAAUGAAGUGACAGAAGAGCAAAUAAACAACUGGUUCAAAGAAGUGGAUGAAUAUUUGGCCGAAAAGGGAUUGCUUGAAGCUCUGAAAGAGCCAAGCCGAGUUUUUAAUGCAGAUGAGAGCGCCUUUUUUCUUGCGCCAAAACCUGGACGAGUGCUUGUUAGACGAGGGGAAAAGCAUGUUUAUGCGGCAAGUGGCGAUGAAAAAGAAAAUUUAACCGUCUUGUUGACUGCAAAUGCUGCGGGUACACUAGCACCACCCAUGAUUGUUUUCGCCUAUGAUCGAGUCCCGGACAGAAUUUCUAGCAGUGUGCCAGGAGAAUGGGGCAUAGGAAAGUCGGAGACCGGUUGGAUGACUGGUGAGACCUUCUACGAGUUUGUGACUACAAUUUUUAAUCCUUGGCUGAUUGUAAAAGGCAUCCAGAAACCAAUUUUGUUUUUUGUGGAUGGUCAUAGAUCGCAUCUUACACUUCAUCUGUCCAAGUUCUGCUCUGAAAAUGACAUAGAAAUUAUAGCCUUGUACCCUAACUCGACCCACAUUCUGCAGCCUAUGGACAUAUCUCUUUUCAGACCGCUGAAAGUAUAUUAUCGUAAAGCAGUUAUCCAGUGGAAAAUGGAAAAUUCGGGAAACAAGUUGAAAAAGGAAAACUUUGCUCCCGUCUUUCAAAAAGCGUUAAAGAAUAUAACGACGGACUGCAUUAAAAAUGGAUUUAGGGGCGGUGGUCUGCAUCCAUAUGGUCCACAAUAUAUUGAUAUGUCAAAACUCACAAAGCGGAAUACUGUUUCUGAUCUAGCAAAUGAAAACCAAAAUGAAGAAAGAAGCCAUUUUUUACAAUUUUUAGAAACCGAAAUUACAAAACAUUUUGGUCAAGAAAAGUUAGACCUAUUUAACAGUCUUUAUUAUGAAGGAAGAAAUGUUCUCGAAAACAUGGCAUUAGAUGAAGAUUUGAAUCUCUAUAUAGUGUGGGCACACAACAAGCAAAUGUCAAUUUCGCUAGAAUCUAAUUCCGCACCUGCUGCAUUAAAUAGGGAAUCUUCACCGACUUCAGAUAACGUAUUAUAUAAUAACAUGUGUAUUAUGCAAGAAAAUGUUAUGCCAACAGACUUCGAUGACAACGGCAAAGUAAGCAGUGCACUUGAUCUCAUAGCACCGUCAACCAGUGCACUAGAUGGUGUCUCUGAAACAGUGGCAUUCAUACCAACGCCAAAUACGCCAUCAAAAGUUGAUGAAGCCAUAUCUGAUGCGAAAUCCCAUAAUGAUACAACAAGCGAUAUUCUGGGUAGCACAGUGCCAUCAGUGUCAGAAAUGCCGUCUCAAGAGACUGAAAAAAUACCUAUCGAAGACACAAGGGUAACGAUAGGUAGUACAGUGACUUCUUCAAUCGAAAUUACAACGUCAGAUACGUUAGCCAGGGUUGAUGGAUCCCUUUCUUUGGCUGCAAAAACUCCUGCAAAAAACACAAUAAGUAAUGCGCUAGGUGUCACAGUUCCAUCGCCAUUCAAAAAAUGUCUUUUCUGGCCUGACAAUGAAAGUACUAAGAAAACUAAGAAGAAAAAAGAAAAAUUACCAUCAGCUGUAACGAGCAAAGCAUGGCAAGAAUACCAUGAAAAAAAAGCCGCCGAAAAAAAAAGAAUUUUAGAAGAAAAGGAAUUGAAAGCUAAGCAGAGAAUCGAGAAAAAAAAAUAUCAAAGAAAAACUUGCCAAGGAAAAGAAGGGUAA
Parnassius apollo (apollo) is the source of this 2124-nucleotide messenger RNA. The record is from the annotation of a GenBank genome assembly. Lineage: Eukaryota; Metazoa; Arthropoda; Insecta; Lepidoptera; Papilionidae.